AUGACAGAAGAAGAAACAAAGAUAAAUGUCUUUAGCUUCAAAGAUGAGAAACCAGUACCCGAUCCCAUUUAUGAGUAUCCCAGUACACUACAGGACCUCGGUGUUCCUUUGGUCAUUGAUAAUGGAACUUACCAGUGCAGGGCAGGGUGGGCUUGCAGCGAGUCCCCAUCUCUCAUCUUCAAGAAUAUCACUGCUAAACAGAGACUGAAGAAAAACCAGAAUGAGAUUGAAACACUUAUUGGAAAUGACAUAACCAAUAUUGAAGUUGUGAAGUGGAUUCUACGAUCACAGUUUGACCGCAACAUUGUCACUCUGUUUGAUGUUCAGGAGCAGGUGUUUGAUUACCUUUUCUCUCACUUGGGGAUCACAACUGAGGGCAGCGUGGACCAUCCAGUCGUCUUGACUGAGGCAGUCUGUAAUCCAAACUACACACGGCAGUUGAUGACGGAGUUGCUGUUUGAGUGCUACCACGUCCCCCAAGUCGCUUAUGGUGUGGAUUCAUUAUUUAGUUUGUACUACAACCAUCCUGCGCCAGAGACAGCAGAUGCCUUGAUUCUAGACUGUGGCUACCAGGCAACUCACGUGAUCCCUGUGGUCGGAGGAAGGAUUGAUUCAGCUCACUGUCGGCGAAUGAACAUCGGGGGUGGAUACAUAGACUGGUACCUUCAGAGGCUUUUACAGCUCAAGUACCCUGGUCAUGCUCAUGCUGUAACAAUGAGUAGAGUGGAGGAGAUGAUCAGGGAUCACUGUUACAUUGCCCCAGACUUCCUGACCGACCUGGCACGCUGGGACGAUCAUGAAUAUUUUGAGGCAAAUGUGAGAAAGAUGCAGCUACCUGUGACUCAGGUCCAAGGCAGUCAGGUAUCGUCUGAGCAGCAGAAAGAACGGCGGAAACAGCAGAUCUCCCGACUGCUGGAAGUCAACACAAGGCGGAGGAUGGAUAAGCUUCAGGCAGACGAGGCAGAGUUGCAGAAACUGUUAGAGGUUCAGGAGCUGAUGCUGACUGGAGAUGAUGACACUUUAGCGUCUGCUCUAGCUGAAGUGGGCCUCACCAGAGUGGAGGAUCUUCAGGAGUCUGUGGACAGGCUGACAGCCAGCAUUCAGAGAGCUAAAGCAAAGUUGCUAGGCCAGGAACCAGCACUGAUGGAGGCUGAGAGUAAGGAACAGUCGUUUCCACUGUUGGACAUUCCCGAUGAGAUGUUGACCCCUGACCAGCUGGUAAUCAAGAAACGACAGAAAAUUCUCAAGAGUGCCAGCGAAGGAAGGAAGAAAGCCCUAGCUCUUCAGAGGGAGAAGAGGCAGAAGGAGUGGGAGGAAGAGAAGAAAUUAGAGGAACGACGGAAGAUUGACUUUAAUGGCUGGUUGGCUGAAAUUCGCACCAAGCGCCAGAAAAUUCUGGAUGCUCGUAACACCAGACGGCAGAGGAAGUCGGAUAUGGCCAAGAGAAGAACCUUUGCCUCGCAGCAGAGAAUGCGCAUCAUCUCCCAGCUGGCUGCUCAACCAUCGAAGAAAGGUGACAACUUUGGACAAAAUGAUGCAGACUGGGAUGUUUAUAAAGAGAUUAAUCGAGAAGGUGGAACUAGUGACUCCGAAGCUGAAGAAGAGAAGCUGGAGGAGCUUGAGACUUUGUUGAAAGAACACGAUCAAGACUUUCAGAAGGAUGUAGAUAUGGGUGGUCUGUCUGGAGAAUUUGAUCUGGCUGAAUAUUAUCGACUACACCUGGGUGUGGAGAGAAUGAGGGUGCCGGAACUUCUCUUCCAGCCAUCGAUGCUGGGCCUUGAGCAGGCAGGUCUCAGUGAAACAAUGGAAUUUAUUCUUGGCAAACUGGACAGACAAGUACAAGAUCGAGUUGUUCAGAACGUGUUCCUGGCUGGAGGAAAUGCCAAUUUCAAAAACUUCAAGCUAAGGGUUGAGAGAGAUCUGCUGCAGAUGAGGCCUUUCCAAAGCUCCUUCAAUGUGUCCUGUGCAGGAAACCCAAGUUUAGAUGCCUGGAAUGGUGCUAGGAAGUUUUCCCUGUCUCCGUACCUGAACGUCAGCUCCAUCACUAGGCAGGACUACGAAGAGAUGGGGGAAGGAUACCUCAGGGAGCACGUAGCAUCCAACAGAUACUUCCCUACAUGUGCCGCUAUAGUCCAGAAAGAGUGA
Molecule: messenger RNA, 2145 nt
Organism: Candidula unifasciata
Lineage: Eukaryota; Metazoa; Mollusca; Gastropoda; Stylommatophora; Geomitridae
Source: the annotation of a GenBank genome assembly